AAAAUAUCACUGAAAACAAAACAAAUGCUCAUGUAUUGAUGAAUUGUGUGCCUAAAUUACUGGUGGAACAGAAUGCAAAUUCGCUUGUAGCAAAGAAAAUCGCCGUGGUACGAGAUGUCGCUCAAAAUGUAGAAAAGAUGAACAGAAUAUGUGGCGCACUGAAAUUUCAAGCGCGUUGAAAAAAAAGACUUGUCGCACUCGGGGAUUGCCGCGAACGUACUUACAAAGAAUGAAUCCUUCUGAACUUAAAAUGAUGUGGAUGAGUCAGUAUAACCCAGAUCGGCUGUCACUUGAAGGUGGUACAUCUUAUUUCAGUCAUUCUUCUGUUGGAGUUUCUGUAAUGGAUGAUAUUUCUCAACAAGAAAAUGCAAUGGACAUAAAUCCAAUGAUGAGCGUUGUUGGCGGAGAGUAUAGUGGUCAAGGAGCAACACCUCAUGAAGUGACAACCGCUUCACUUCGCGUACAGCAAACGGCUUCAAUCGCCGCCAUAAACGCUAACGACUUAUAUGGAAUAUCACAAGUAGGUAGCAAUCAUCAAAUUUUACAGACAACCGCGUUUCAAGGAUAUCCAGAAAUUAUUGAUCACGACGAAAGUAUUGAGCACGGUGGUACACAAUAUGUCACUCAGGUUUUCGAUGCAAUAGGUGAAAGUAGGGAGGACGAUGAAAUUGCUGGUCUUGCUAGCAAACAAGAAAUUAUUAAUAUAAAUGACUUUGCCAUGAUGACUGACAGCAACUCAUAUGAUGGUACUGAACACAUUAUUGGAGUAAUCAAAACUGAGGCGACAAAAAAAGGAGCAAUAACUCUUAAUAAGUCAAGAAAUCAAAGAAAAUCGCGAAAAAUUGAAAUUGUCAGUCGACCCGGAUUGGUGUUAAAAACACCAAUUGCGUAUAAAGGAAAUAUAGACCCAUCCGUUAUACCAAUUCAAAAGGAUGGCAUGGCUGUUUGUGAACGUUGUGGUGCUAUAGGAGUAAAACACACUUUUUACACUAAAUCUAGAAGAUUCUGCAGUAUGUCAUGUGCAAGAGGAGAACUGUUUUCUCUAGUUUGUAAAAAAAUGAUUUGCUCAACGAGUUCAGUAACUAUACCAUCAACCACACUCGCUUCGGCGACAGCAGCUUCAAUAUCUGAAGAAAAUCUUAUGAAUUCUAUAAAUAAUCAACGAUCGAAUAUUGAAGUAGCUCUACGAUUAUCGCAUUUAAAAAGCCCAAGUUCAAACUAUCGCUUCAAAAUUACAAAUCAAUCCUUAACAAAUAUAAAUGAUAACGACCUCAUGGAUGUUUCAGAUGAAGUCGUAGAGCAAAUUGAUAGUGAUGAAUAUCGUAAUCGAAAAAACUUCAUGUACAGCGAUGCAAUAACACACAAUGAUAUACCCCAAAUAUCAAAAUAUGAACGUCUUCCCUCGCCGUGUCCGCAAAGCGAAAAAAUUUGCAGCGUCCGUCGGAAACAAGGCGAUCUUUUGCUUUCAUACGAAUGGACGCAACGAUUAUCUAAGCAAGGAUUUUAUGCAGCACCAGUAAAAUGUUUCCCGCAUGCUCCGGGUUAUGAUGUAUGGGAUAGUAUUGGCAUUAAUAUGAAGGUAGAGGUCGAGAAUACAGACUGCUAUAGCCAAGAACUAGUACAGCCAGGACAAACACCUCACUCCUUUUGGGUGGCUACUAUUUUGAAUAUUUCUGGAUACAAAGCGUUAAUGCGAUAUGAAGGAUUUGACGAACCCUCGCAUGAUUUUUGGGUUAACUUGUGUUCUUCAGAAGUACAUUCGGUUGGAUGGUGCGCCACUCGUGGCAAGCCUUUGAUACCCCCUCGAACCAUUGAAAGCAAAUACAGUGACUGGAAAGAUUUUUUAGUCGAGAGACUCUCUGGAGCAAGAACGCUUCCGUCAAGUUUUUAUAAUAAAAUAAGCGAAAGUAUGAACUCUAGGUUCCGUCUUGGCCUGAAUUUAGAAUGCGUUGAUAAGGACAAAAUUUCACAGGUUAAAUUAACUACUGUUAAUAAGAUUGUAGGCAAACGCCUGUUUGUCAAAUAUUUUGAUUCCGACGAUGGUUUUUGGUGUCACGAAGAUUCGCCUAUUAUACAUCCAGUUGGUUGGGCAACUACAGUAGGACAUAAUUUAGCUGCGCCUCAAGAUUAUUUAGAGCGAAUGUUGGCUGGGAGAAAACAAAUGAUUGAAGUGCAUGAUGACGACGCAACCAUAGAGUUAUUUAAAAUGAAUUUCACAUUUGAGGAAUAUUAUAUCGAUGGGAAAAAGAAUGGUUUCAUAGAAGGAAUGAAAUUGGAAGCUGUUGACCCUUUAAAUUUAUCGGCUAUAUGUGCUGCAACUGUAAUGGCGGUUCUCAAAUUCGGUUAUAUGAUGAUAAGGAUUGAUUCAUAUCAACCAGAUGCAACAGGAUCUGAUUGGUUCUGUUAUCACGAAAAAUCUCCGAGUAUUUUUCCAGUAGGUUUUUGCGAGGCUCAUGCUAUAGGCCUCACGCCUCCAAAUGGUUGUGAUCCCAUUACAUUUAGUUGGAUAACCUAUCUGAAAGAAACAGAAAGUGUAGCUGCGGCAGAGCAUUUAUUUCAUCGCAUUGUCCCAAAUCAUGGAUUCGAACUUGGCAUGAGUUUGGAGUGCGCUGAUUUAAUGGACCCACGCUUGGUAUGUGUUGCCACAGUUGCCAGAGUAGUCGGACGUUUACUUAAAAUACAUUUUGAUGGUUGGACAGAUGAAUAUGAUCAAUGGCUUGAUUGUGAGUCACCUGAUGUCUACCCAGUUGGAUGGUGUGUUUUGGUCAAUCACAAGUUGGAAGGUCCACCUAUGCAUUCUAAAAUAUCUUUGAAAAUGACUGGAAAGCCAAAACACAGGAAAAAACGAAAAAAAAUUGUUAAGACUGACAAUUCUUUUGGUGGUAGAAAUUUGGGUCGACCAAUAAAUAUUAAAAGAGAAGCACAGGAUAAUCAGUGCAGUGAAAGAAAUUUUUCUACAGAGCGCUUGGGUAUAAAACUUGAAAUGAAAUCAGAACCAUUGUAUUAUGAUGAUGAAGUUGAUGAAGAGGAACUAGAAGAGAAUGAAUUUAGGCAUUCCAAUCAUUCAACACCUGUAGCUAAAUCACGUGAGCUUGGUGAAAAAAGCGAUAUUCCUACAAGUGAGAGUGUGAUUGCCUUGAAUAUUAUCCAGUAUUCUAAAUCACCUGCUCCACCAAUCGAGCGGAAAGCUACAAGUUACAUUGGGAAUUCUACUGUUUCAAAUAGCAAAUACAUUCCCCGUCUAAUUGAUCUAGUGCAGGAUCCGAUGUGCAGCCAGACAAGUGGGGACCUUAUGCCAGAGACAUGGAAUGUUUACGAUGUUUCUCAAUUCCUCCGAGUGAACGAUUGUAUUGCGCACUGCGAUGUAUUUAGUCGAAAUAAAAUCGAUGGUAGACUUCUUUUGCAUUUAUCGAAGGACGAAAUCAUAACAUUGCUCGGAAUGAAAGUGGGACCUGCUUUAAAAAUUUUUGAUUUAAUACAGCAGCUCAAAUGUAAGCUGAAUCCCGGCAAAUCUAGACUACUUAGGGCAAAUAAAUUAUUUUUAUAGUGCCUUUUA
This is a messenger RNA of Episyrphus balteatus (marmalade hoverfly), 3556 nucleotides long. RefSeq names its product polycomb protein Sfmbt-like. Gene Ontology annotation, biological process: heterochromatin formation; regulation of DNA-templated transcription. Lineage: Eukaryota; Metazoa; Arthropoda; Insecta; Diptera; Syrphidae. Gene Ontology annotation, cellular component: nucleus. Gene Ontology annotation, molecular function: zinc ion binding. The transcript is spliced from 10 exons. Bases 149 to 3547 code for a protein of 1132 amino acids. The record is from RefSeq and is a predicted model, not a curated record.